UUUUGUUUUACAUGGACUCCACCAAACCUUCCCUGGAUUUUGUCAAUAAAUUGGAGCAAAGCAGGUCCUUUUUUACCAAGCUUGCAAACAUUGGACAGAAGAAGCAAACAAUUGCAAACUACAUGAAGAAUCUGAUGAGGUUUCUUCGCUACAUCACGACGUCAACAAACCUCAUCCAGACAGAAAGGAGCUUGUAUGAGCAAUGCAAGCAUUUCCAGGACUGCCUGAAUGACUUACAGAAGUCCAUGAGCAAGCAGGUGUCUCAUGAAAUUACCGGGAAAAGGUACACACAGAUGAUGACAGUUGCAAAGACACCGAAAGAAUGUGUGGCAGUCUUGGAGGUGGCCAAGAAAGACUUUCUGGGUGUCGUUGGGAAGGCCAAGAGUGAAGAAUCUUUGGUUGAACCUGAACAACUGCUCAUGCUGUACUACCUGGAGUCUCUGCUCAUGCUGAAACAUCUCCAAAGGGCUGGAGUUGUAAAAAAUAUGACCCUGAACGAAUGGCUCUCAAGGAAGGAGUGCAUCUUGCCAAAUGGUGAGAAAUGGACUGUCAUCGGUGUUAAGCAACACAAGACAGCGACACAGCAGGUGGCAACCGUUUCGUUAGACGAGGAGGAAGAUGCAUGGUUGGAUACGUACUACCGACAUGUUCGACCAGCUUUUCUUAAAAAAUGUGAUGACGUGGAAGAAGAUGAGAGAUUCUUCAUUUCCACAGUUGGAAGAGCCAUCUACAACCCUUCCAAUGACCUACAAAGGUUUCAUGCCAAAUACAAACUCCCCAACAUCACCAGCCAGGUAGCAAGGCGAAUCUUUGAGACGCAUACCAAAGCCAACUUCACGGAUGCAGAGAAGGCACUUGUUGCUGACUACUUGGCCCAUACAACUGCUACAGCUGACAGGCACUACCGCAUGAAGACACCACUCAAUGCCUGCAUGGGAAUGAAGCUGAUCUCCAAAGUUGCCAUGUCCAGUGACUCUGUAACUCACUUCCCCAGAAGAGAACCCUCUGCCAGAAAAGCAGAGAAAUACAUUAAACGGCAGAACUGGGAGAAGAACAAAGUGAAGGUGGAGGAUGUCCUUCGUUACUGGCAACCUUCAACCAACAUUGACACAAAAAAUGAAAACAAAGCAAUUAUGAAACUGGUGAAGUCCCAGAAGUGGAGAGGAUUGUACAUUUCCAAUGACCCUGUCAAAGGAAGAAAGGUCAUGACAACACGGAAAUUUGCUGAAGGGGAAGUCGUCUGUGACUACCACGGUCUCCCACUCUCAGGGAAGCAGGGGAAAGAGCUUUUGGCAGCAACAGAUGAAGACGAGAUGGGGUACCUAUAUUUCUACAGGGAUGUAUCAGGGAAAACGUGCUGCAUAGAUGCCAAGACUGUGCCCUGCCCUUGCCACCCAGAGAAGGACACAAUUGGACGGAGGAUCAACCACUCCAGAAAGAGAAGCAACAUUAAAGCUCAGCUUCAGCAACUUGAAGAGGAUGGCAAAGUGUGGAACGUCAUCCUUUUCAUUGCCCAACGAGACAUUACGGUGCAGGAAGAACUGUUGUUUGACUAUGGGAUGUCAAGAAAAUCUUUUGGUGGAGAAGGAUAA
Molecule: messenger RNA, 1592 nt
Organism: Coregonus clupeaformis (lake whitefish)
Lineage: Eukaryota; Metazoa; Chordata; Actinopteri; Salmoniformes; Salmonidae
Exons: 6
Coding region: 12-1592 (526 amino acids)
Molecular function (GO): DNA binding; protein binding
Source: RefSeq, a predicted model, not a curated record